Molecule: messenger RNA, 2622 nt
Organism: Penicillium argentinense
Lineage: Eukaryota; Fungi; Ascomycota; Eurotiomycetes; Eurotiales; Aspergillaceae
Exons: 2
Coding region: 1-2622 (873 amino acids)
Source: RefSeq, a predicted model, not a curated record
AUGAGCUCGAAUUUCCAAGGAAGUCAUGGCCCGGGGCCUCGUCCUGGGCCACGUCCUGCUGGACCCGAACCAGACAGGAAAGGAUCCGUCAAGCGAGCGAGGGAGUUGCUGGAAGCAGGAGUCCGUCCAAAGCGAACCUCGACCACGGCGCCUGUACCUGCUCUCCAACCGAGACCGUUCCCACCUCCGCCUAGAAACGCCUCCCACCAAACACAAUGGCCCCUACCGGCGACGGGCCUCCAGCCACGACCGCUGAACCCGCAACAGCACCCUCGAUAUGUCGGGCCUCGGGGCCCUCCUCCGCAACGCCCACCUCGUCCGAGUGAGGUGCCCUCGCAGAUCCCGUCGCCGUCAAUCUACUCUGUCCGAAGUGGACUCGACUCUGAGACCAGCUCGAAUUAUCCGUAUCCAACCCGGCCAGCUCGGUCUUUCUCUCAGCCCAAACUAGUUGUGCAAAACCAGCAUCCGCCACGCCCGUCGACAGCCGAUGGCUCUUGUCCAAGCCCAACCAGUACCGUGGAUCUGACACCUCGUAUAUCGAUUGCUACCGAUGAUUUGUUCCGGCACUCAACGGCUUCCGGGUCCUCUUCUGUCCCUGAUGUGCCUCCUGUUCCACUACCAGAGUCACCUCAGCCUUUGGCUAAUGCCCAGCAACGCAAGACUGCAGGUCUCGCUGCACCCAGUGCUCACAAGGCUCGAGCUCGGAGGUCAUCUGUCUCGCCUAUUCCAGAAGAACUACCGGACCCCCGCCAAACACUCGGAUCCCUCGCCUCCAGCCGUGCAAUCCCUUCGAGCUGGGGCUCCGGGCCUGCGGAAUCAGAAAUCCUAGGCGCAUAUCUUGAUAUUGAAUCCGAUGGCGAAGGGAGUGCGGAUCAUAGGCCCGUUGAAGAGAACGCCGCUCUGGUUCGAAGUGCCAGUCUUGGAAAACGGGGCAAGCCAACCAUGCGUACGAUCCUCAAGUCGAACACGGGUUCCGAAGUCUCAAUCCCCGAUGCCCCCACCCAAAACAAGGAGAACGAGAAUUCUCAGAACGAAAAGCCCGGCAAGGCCAUUAUUGCCCCUGCCUCCAUUGGCCAGGUCUUGCGUGCGCCCAGCCCCCGACGCAAGUCUGUCUCAACGGUCUCGGGUGAAUCAUUCAUCGACCCGGAAAAGCCGCGCUUUGCUCAGCCCGCUCAGGUAUACCACAAUGCCGCUCUCGAGAAGGAACUCGAAGUAUUGCCCGCUGCUGCGCCGACGAUGAGUGAUAAGCGGCCUGGUGGCCGGAAACCGCCUCGUCUUGAUAUGGGUGCUGUCCGGGAUGCCGAGGCCCGUGGAAGUCUUUCCAGCUUGACGGACCUCAUUCGUCGUGCAACUAAACUCGCUACCAACCUGGAUCACGGAAGAACGGCCAGUCGAACGGACCUGGUUGCUUCUGAAGCUGAUCGCCGGGGCCCAUUCGGACGCCGCCGCAACUCCGGCUCUAUUUCUGAUAUUCUCAAUUCAUUCCCUAACCCAGCCCUAGCAACCCCAGAUGAAAACCGCGGAUCCUGGCCCGUCUUUUUCGGUCGCUCAAAUCUCCGCAAUGGCGAAGCUCUCGCCUCCAACGAAGAUGAAGCGAAACAUCAAAAGGCCUCGCGGAAAUGCUGUGGCAUGCCCCGCAAAUGGUUUAUUAUUCUCUGCAUCGUCCUGUUCAUCAUUGUCAUUCUCGCCAUCCUCCUCCCCGUGUUCCUGGUAGCUGUCCCAAACGAAAAGUCCAAGAACGACGACACUACUAGCUGCGCCAAGUCUAAUCCCUGCUCGAAUGGCGGCGUCAGCGUCUCGAGCGGUACGCAGUGCUCUUGCGUCUGUUCGAAUGGAUAUACAGGCUCGACCUGUACGGCGGCCGGUGAUAGUAGCUGUGUCAAUUCGGAUGUCGACAAUGGUACUAUUUCCAAGAAAGCUACGAUGGGCUCUUCCCUGCCCGCCCUGUUCAACGAGUCAGAUUCCAAGUUCGGUAUUACACUCGAUUCGGUGACGAUCAUGGCGCUGUUCAGCAUGAAUAAUAUCUCCUGUAAGACGGAGAAUGCUCUCAUUGCUUUCAGCGACGUCGACCGCAGCAGCAGCAGCAGCGGGAAGAUCCGCCGCUCCGUCGACCUGGAGACCGCUGGCACCGUAGACUCCACAGCGGCUGAUAGUACGAAUGACAAGCCAAUGGGUCUCCCCAUCCGACCAGCUGACGAUGCGACUCCGAUUGCCCUCGCGGCCCGGUCAAUGGCCACAACUAACGGGAUUCUCUACGACAAUAGCGGGAAUCGAGGAGAGCCCUCCAAGACAACCUCCACCACAUCUGACUCCCAGGGUACUGCAACAACCACGGGUACUAGCACAGCUACGUCGAUCACAUCGACUUCAUCUGCCAAGGCCCGAUCCACUGGGGUCCCCGACGAUGUGGUCGAGUUCUCUCAGAUCGCCGUCCUCUACAUUAUGCAGGAAACUGGCUCGUUCGACUCGGCUCUCUCUUCUGAGAAAGAAAUUGAAACGUACUUGACUGAGUCGUAUGCCAAUACGUCGUAUCCCACCAUGGAAUUGAUGGGGACGUUUGCCCUGGAUUUUGCUAAUAAAACGAUCACCCUGGAUAACGGAGAUGGGAAGACGGUGCAUUGA